This is a messenger RNA of Vanessa tameamea, 4697 nucleotides long. Its product is annotated as HEAT repeat-containing protein 6. The transcript is spliced from 16 exons. NCBI's taxonomy places the organism in Eukaryota, Metazoa, Arthropoda, Insecta, Lepidoptera, Nymphalidae. Bases 150 to 3473 code for a protein of 1107 amino acids. The record is from RefSeq and is a predicted model, not a curated record.
UGUGAAAAGUGUUAUAAGUUUAAGUUGAAAACAUGAUAAAUUUUGUAUAAAAUAUCGCUUAAAUGAGUUAUAAUUAUAAGUAACAUGUGGUGUAACUUAAAGAACACGGUAAAAAUAAUUGUUUGACCAGCUUAGUAUUUAAAUACAACAUGAGCUUAUCUCAACAAUUUCUUAUACUCUCUGGCGAGCUGUGUAGUCAUCUUUAUGUUAAGAAUUACAAUAAAGAAAAAAUAAAUUCCUUGAUAGAUGAACUAAAUGCUAAACCUUACAAGGCUGAGUUAUUUGUAGGAAAGCAGGAUGCUGCUGCUCUCGUGACAUCAUUAUAUGUAAAUAUUAAACCAGUCGAUGAGUUUUUAGCAGCAAAAACAUCACAUCUAAUAAACAAUAUAGUGACAAAACAAAAUUUACAAUUUACUGGUGAAUAUUUAGGAAAUGUCAUUGCAUGGCACGUUGAUUGUAUAAAGAAAUGUUCGGAUAUUAUUUUACCUGAUAUACUGCAUAAUUUGCAAUGCAUAUUACAUGUGAAUCCACAAUGUGGACAGAAGUUCAUCAUAGAUUUGAUAGGAAAGGAUGGUCUUCUUAUUAAAAAGAUGAACAGUGACAAGUGCAGUCAAAGUCAUCAGAAUGCUAUGCAAAUAUAUUUAAUAGUAUUGAAAUGUAUUAUAAAUUUAUUAAAAAUAGAUGAUAACAAGAAAUCUGAACAAGCUGAUAUAAGUUUGGAGCUGAAAGAAGAUAUCACUCAAUUAAUAAUUAAUUUUUUAAUGAAAGGCUUUAUUAAAUCUCAUGAUGAAUCUAUUUACUGUAAGGUAAUUAUAUCGGCUUUGAGAAUUCUGUCUAAUAUAUAUUUCAAUGAUCAAAAAGUUGACUUUCCAAUGCCAGAAAUAAUGGGAUUAUGCAGACAUUUUAUUCUCUAUGGAAUCAUAAGUCAGGAUAAAAGACCCGAAAAGAUUAUGCCUGCUCAGCAAAGUAUUGCAGCUGUUCCAGUCAAGCCUAAUGCUAAAGGGGGAAAGAAACAAAAAAUAAGAAAACAAAGGAAUAAUGCAAUAGAAAGCUUAAAAAAAGAAAUUCCAGUGUCCGAUCGGAGUUUAAUGAGAGAUGUUGGCAAUUUUGAGAAUAAUUCUGCUUAUAAACCUGCUAGCCAGAACUUUUUAGAGACUCAGAAGACAAGAAAUUGCUGGGCUUUGACAAGUGAUUCGGAUAUGUCUGAUGUUGAAAAUGGAAGAGAAGCUAAACUUAUUGCAUUAAGAUCCAGAGUAAGGCAGAGUGCAGCAAAUUUAUUCCUUGUUGUUUUUAAGAUCAAAGAAAAAAAAGAUAUAUUUGGUUAUUGGUGGGCCCUUUUGCCAGAUUCACCUGAUGCUAAUAAUUGGUUGGGAGAAGAAAAAUCUAAAAAGACCCUUGCAUAUUGUGCAGUGACAGACCCUAUAGCUAGUAGUAGAGCAAGUGCCCUCAGUGUAAUUUUAACUUUACUUGCUGGUUCAAAGAUGUACCUGUCUCAAGCUGAAACUUGCAAGAAAACGAAUGCUUCGUUCACACCAUUUUCGGUAUCAGUAGGCUACAUUGUCACAUGUAUGCAUAAGAUCUUAGUUGGUAUACUGGAGUGUGAAAGGAGUCACUCAGUAAUUAUAGUAGCAUUAAAAUGCUGUGCAGCUUUGGUGCAAUCGACACCAUAUCACAAAAUGCAAGAAGGAUUGAUUGUUGAGUUGGUCAGAUCGACGCGCAAGUUCUUGAUACAUAGGGAUGUCACUUUACAAGUUGGUGCGUUAAUAACUAUAGGGUGCGUCAUAUCCAUCGAUCCUAAAGUGGACGAAGUUUUGAAGGCAUUGGAGAAAGAUACAGCGAUCGAUAAGGGCGAGAAUAAUAAAGGAGAUAAAGAGAACGUUCCUCUAAAUGACGAAUGUGAUGAUUUUGAAGAAGGCUAUUCUGAUGAUGAAAUGUUUACUGCGGUCGGAUCUACUGAACACGAUGAAAAGGAUGAGAAACUUAAUACCGAAGUGCAUUUUAAAAGUUGGAUUUUAGAUAUUUGUUUUAAAAAUAUGGGAUGGAUAUUUAAGGAUAAUGAAGUUACGAGAUGCAAACCGUCAGCGAUACCGAUAAUCUUAGAAUCUCUUCAAGUCCUAUCAGCGAUUGCAUUCCAUCAUCUACAGGAUCUUCUCAACUCACAUGUAACACUACUCGCGGACAUUCUGAGUGAAAUGCUGCAACAUGAGCACCAAGACGUCGUUUUACAGACGGCGAGACUUAUCAGUGUUAUUGGAGACGCUAUUCAGAGAUUAGAUCAACAGAAUCAAUCACUUCCUCUAAACCAGUGUCUGUACAUGUGGGAGAAACUUAUAACUCCAUUGUCAAUGGUGUUACAAAAUCAUGAAAACGUUCCCGCUAAAGCAGUCGUGUGCGACUGUAUCGCGAAUAUUGGGGAGAAGUCGUUCAAGGAAUUACCGACGCGCACGCGCCUGCUGUGCUGCGCGCUGCUGGUGGGCUCGUGCGGCGCGGAGUGCGGCGCGCUGCGGGCGGCCGCCGUGCGCGCGCUCGCCAUGGCCGUCGUCUACCGCUCGCUCCGAGAGGAUAUUUGCUUCGUGACCGACUGCGGUGAAAAUAUUCUAAGAGCUUUAGCAGAACCGACGGCGGUUGUACGAACCAAAGCCGCUUGGGCACUCGGUAAUCUCAGUGACGCUCUCGUUUUAAAUAUGGACGAACCGGAGAUAGAAGACAUUGACGAUGACCUAUUACUGCGUCUACUCGAGGUUAGCGUUCAAUGCGCCAACGACAACGAUAAGGUUAAAAUGAGCGCAACGCGCGGCCUUGGCAAUCUUUUACGAUUGAUCAAGAAUGAAAAUCUACAACGGAACACGCAAUUGAAGUCCUUAUGCGAGAAAGCAAUAGAAAAGCUUUUGGAAUGCGCAAUCAAAGUGACCAAUAUGAAGGUUCGCUGGAACGCUUGUUAUGCGCUAGGCAACGCUAUGAAGAAUGGCGAUUUAUUCACUUGUUUUAAUGGAUGGCAGAGCAAAGUCUUCCCGAGCCUGUGCACGCUAACUAAAGACUGUAAGAACCUCAAAGUUCGUAUAAACGCAGCCGUUGCGUUACGUGCGCCCGCAUUGCGCGCACAAUACGGUGACCACUACGCGUCAAUAUGGAGGGGAGUCAUGGCAGCCAUGGAAAACGCGGCUAAUGUCGACGACUUUACGGAAUACAAACACAAAGAUAAUCUUAUUGAGCAGUUGUGCGUAACUCUCGCGCACUUGUGCUGUCUACUAAAACCCUCGGAUCUAACGGAUAUUUUGGACCCACUAGUCUUCCAUUUCGAUUGUGCUAAGGGUUUAUAUAUCCAGUUGUACAACAAAUUGCCUCCAGAGAAUACUUCCUGUCUCAAAAUACUCCAAGCUGCUAAAUACGUCACAAUGGACUUUGCUCCGGAAAACGAGACCCAGAUGCAGUCUUUGGGAAUGUUACAAGACAUUUUCAUAUGGGAAGUGUGAUUCGUUAUUAAUGUAUAUACAUACGUACGUUUUAUAUAACUUAUAUAAAUAUUAUUUAUUUAUUCAAAAAAGAAUGAAAUCAUUGUUUUCAGUGAAUUUUUAGUUGCAGUAGAGAAUUAAAUAUUCUGAUUUUUGUAUGAAUAAAUAAAAUAACUUCUAAUAAAAAUUAUAAAAGAAGAUUUUAGUCUCAAUUUUUACCUUGAUCAGAAGUUAAUUUAAAUGAACUGGUUUUCGCGGACACGUUUUAUUUAUUAGAUGAAUAAUUUAUAAUUACAGUGAAUAAUGAGUUUUAUGUUCGUUCAGAAAUGAAAUUCUUUUUACAGUCUUUCUAACAAAAUAGAAUUCAAUAAACUUUCACUCUUAAAGUUAAACUUAAUAUACGAUUUUAAGCUUGAAAUUUUAUUUUAAGCUUUUGAAUUAAUAACUUAAAUUACUAAUACAUUUAACUGUAUUUAUUUUGAUAUUAUAUUCUAUAACUCCACGCCAAGUAACAUUAUUUCUGUAGUGUGAUUGUUGUUUUUUUUAUGUAAAAUUAUUUAUUUGUUAUAAUAUAAAAGAUUCGAAGCCAGUUCCGUAAUGUUAUCCAACCUGAGUGUAAUGUUUUAAAUAAAUAAGCUUUCAAUUUUAAUUUAACCGAGUUAUGCCAAAAUGUAACAACCCACGUUAUAAUAAUUUUUAAAACUUUGGUUUUUACAAAGAUUAGUUAGUUCAGUAAAGUUAGUACAUCGUUGUAUGUGUUUAAGUCUAAAAUUUUACACAUAUUUAUCUUUUUUUUGACAAUAUACCUAGUAAAUUUAUUUGUUCCAUACGUACGUAAUCAAUACGAUUACAUAAAAUUUUGUUUUUAAAACGUUUCACUACCUUGAUAACCACUUCUACUUUAAACUGCACUACCUACCUACUAUUGUACCUACAUACUUAUAUAAUAUCCAUUGUAUUUUUAGAGAUAUUCGAAUAGAGAACAAAAGACCAAAUAAGUUUUGGUACUUUUAGGAUUGUUUUUUUAAUGAAGGAAAAUAUUAUUAUUAUUCCUUAUCUUUGGCUUUGAGUUUUGACGUAAGUUAAUUAUUGUGGUUUGUUCACUUUUGCAUAAUUGAUGCAACUCGGCAAUUGUUGGUGAUUUUCCUUUUGGUUAAAUUGAAACCACUUUUACAAUAUGUUUUACAAAGUGAAAAAAUUAAAUAAGUCGCACUAUUUUUACUUUUUAAUAAAAUAGUACGCACA